AUGACUACAACCACAACCACCCAAGUCGAUGACUUCAAAGAGCCACUCGCCUCAAUACCAAGCAGGACUACUAGUACCAGCACACUCUACACACUCACUAAAUCAACCUCCUUCAACCCCACACGCAGCCUAGCAGUCAACUCCCGCGGAAUCGGCGCAUUUCGACUCCCCAUCCCCUCACGAGAGACCGAAAUCGCCAUCCAAAACCCCGACGGAAGCGACGCCUACAUCUCCACGCGGGACAAACUCUGGUCAGGAAAUUGUGUACUUUCACACCCGAAGCAAGGAAACCUUAUUCGCACAGACUAUUUCUUCGGGCCCAAUCGUGAGCCUAUUUUACGCCUACUGCAGACAUCGAGUGUUCUCCCGGAUGAAGUCAAAGUGACCGGACAAUGGACGUCGCGGAGGACGCGCUUUGCCAUGCCGGAUGGACAGGAGUAUGAAUGGGUCUACGCGAAGGAAAAGACUGAUGGUCAGCGUACCAAUUUGCUGGUUCUCCGGGCUGUCAAUCACAAUGUCAAGGGAGAGGGGAAAUUGGAACACCGGCAGAUUGCGCAGUUAGUGCGUGGAGCGGAGACUCGGACGCCCGGAACCUCCCGGUGUACGGCUGGCAACGGGGGUGAAUUGCAGAUGGAUGAAGGGGCGAUGGAGGGGCAAUUGGAUGCGGGGGUGGUUGUUGCGACGUGUUUGAUGAUGUUGAAGAAGGAGGUUGAUCGGAGGAGAAUGAUCCAGCUUUGUGUGAUCGGCGGUGCUGGUGGUGGAUCAUAG
Molecule: messenger RNA, 768 nt
Organism: Penicillium cosmopolitanum
Lineage: Eukaryota; Fungi; Ascomycota; Eurotiomycetes; Eurotiales; Aspergillaceae
Exons: 1
Coding region: 1-768 (255 amino acids)
Source: RefSeq, a predicted model, not a curated record